AUGAGCAUUAUUGUUGUUGGUGGUGAUCAUGAAGCUGCAUCAAAAGGACAAGCGGCUCAUUUUCAAGUCGAUUCUGAUGCAGUAGUUGAUAAAUUAUUGCCGUUUCCUCGACGUCAUGUAUUCUUGUCCCAUACAAGUUUUAAAGACAUUAAUCUAUUUCAAGCAACAUAUUUAUUUGUACUUCGAAAGAGAGAUAAGGACAAUGGAACAAAUGCAGUUAUUAUUGAAGCCCCGACUCCAAAACGUAUCUUGGUUGAGCCCUGUACUAUUUCGUGA
Messenger RNA from Adineta ricciae, 276 nucleotides. The record is from the annotation of a GenBank genome assembly. Lineage: Eukaryota; Metazoa; Rotifera; Eurotatoria; Adinetida; Adinetidae.